AAAUGGGUUAGUCCUUUUAUCAGAGGUACAUCAGUUAUCCCCCAGUUGGGAAGAAUACUGAAAUUUUUUUCGGCUUACAACACAGAAAAGCUCCUUUUACAUGAAAAGAAUCAGAAAUGUCCGAACUGGAUUGGAUUUGAAUCUUCACUUUCCGAUCUCAGAUAACAAAACCCAUCACUUUUCUAUUACAACAUACAAACAGACAAAACUCAACCUUUUUUCAUAAUCAAUCACACAUCUCAUCUCAUCAUCAUUUUUUUUCAUUUAAUUUCCAACACUGAACAUAAUAAGAAUCAGAACCAACAAAAUCUAAAGAAACCCAGUAACAGAUAAUUAAUGCAGUAACAUCAAUCUUUAAUGCUUAUUACAGUGUUUUUAAUAAAGUAGUAGUAACUAGAAAUGAGUAAUCGCUGUCUGUUUGAAAUAUGUUUCUUGUUCUGGUAAUGGCUAUGGAGCUACAUUAUGGGUAUCUGGUUCAGUAGCUGUUGCCUGUGUUUGUUGGCCGAGCCUUGUCUGUUUCAACUCCAUUAAUUUGAAUUUAAUCAGCGGAGACUUUGUUGCCUAAUUUAGCUAACAAAAUCGAAAACUUUUGGCUUUUUACAGACACAGAAAAAGACUGGUGGGUGGCCAAGACUCUGUCGGCUCUGCUACAGUAUCAUCAUCAUCAUCAAACAGCAGCUGGGUGUGGCUAAGCUAAGCUAAGCUAAACUAAACUAAACCCACAAUAAAAAACAUUGAAAGCUACCAUCUUUUUUCUUUAAAUUGCUCCAGUUCAUACAUAAUCCUGUUCUUGAAUGUUGGGCCAUUUGUAUCAGCAGCCGCUCGUGUUGGUCGCUCGUGCGCUUAUAUUUGCUUCUUUUUCAUCAUAAAUUAGCCCAAUUAGACCACAUCUCGAGGACCCUUUUACACCAUUGCUGACUUGACAUUGGUGACAUUCAUUUAUUGGCUCAAAUCUGUAUCUACCUUUCCUUUCUCCGCCAUUUUCUCUUCUCUACCUAUAAGUUUUCAACUGGGUUCAAUGCAUACAGUAGUUGGUUAAAACUUAAAAAAAAUAGUGAAUUUGAGUCAUUGAAACCGUUUACAUAAGCCAUAAUCAAAGGAGGGUCGGUCAUAGUUUUUGGUUUAUUGUAUUGCAUUGUCUUUGCUUUGCAUGGAAACCAAGGUACUACACAACCUUUAGUUUACUUCAUUUUGAUUAUGAUAUUGUUAAUUUCCGAGUUUUAGGUUUGUUUAUUAUAAUAUUAUCGUCUGUUUUUGGGGUCUAUUUUAUUAAUUUGGUGGGCGUGUCAAGUUUGGAGUUGGUUCCUAGUACCUGCCUGCCCUUUUUAAAUUGUUUAUUCACCAAGUUUUGUAGCUUUCAAUAGUUUAUUCAUAGUAUAAGAGAGCAAAACUCGGUCCAUGAAUUGUGCCAUUUGGUGGGUUUAUAUACGAAGAGGCUUAGUUAAUUGACUAUAGAACAAGAGUUUAGUUUAGUUGAAUGGUAUUUGAUAUGGAAUAUUUGUCUUAAUUGCCUCAAGACAUGCUGAAUAUUGAUGGAGAGGAUGAUUUGUUCUUUGAUUCUCUCGAUUCCUUGUCAUUUCAAGAGUCUGUUGUGACCAAGGAGUAUGAAAUUUGGUUGAAUGAGCCUAAAAGUGUUGAAGAGAGACGUCAACAUUUUUUAUGUGAAAUGGGAAUGAAAAAGUUGGCUUAUGAGAGUGAUCAUGAGAUUGUUAAUGUCGAAAGAGUCGGUGAGUUCAGUGGGGCGGUAUUGAGUUGUUCGGGUUUGAGUUCGUAUGGAGAAGAAGAGGGGAAUGUGGAUUGUUGUGGCAGGGAAUCAACUUCUGAAGCUAUUUCUAUGGUUGAUGAGAUGGAGCAAGAUCAGUUUGGAUCUUUUAGGUCUGCAUUAGAAUGUGAGAAUAGUGAGCCAGAGGAUUGCAGAAGUUGUGAAGCUGGAAAGCGGAAUAUGAAGAGUUGGUGGAGAUCUUUUGUACAGAAAAGAAAUAAAAGUGAAUGUACAUGUGUAUCUAAGGUAACAAAGGUGGAUUCUGAUACACCGAAAACGAAUAACAUGAAAGUGAAACAGAACAAGAAGAAGUGCAUGGAGUUGUCAGGUGUUUAUAUGGGGCAAAAUCUUCAAGCUCACAAAGGGUAUAUUUGGACUAUGAAGUUUAGUCCAGAUGGUCAAUACUUGGCAACUGGCGGGGAAGAUGGAAUUGUACGCAUUUGGCGUGUUACGCCAACGAAUGUCUCUCAGAAGUCAUUUGCUUCUGCAAUUGAAAAAUUGAAAGGACAGUCUAAAAAGAAGAUAAGCUGUGCUUCUGUUGUCAUUCCUGAGAAGAUAUUUCACAUUGAAGAGUCACCGGUGCAUGAAUUCUAUGGCCAUUCCUGUGAUGUUUUAGACUUGGCAUGGUCCGAUUCCAAUUUUCUUCUUUCGUCUUCCAUGGAUAAAACUGUUCGUCUGUGGCAAGUGGGCUACGAUCAUUGUCUUGAUGUUUUUCGCCAUACUAAUUACGUGACAUGCAUUCAAUUUAAUCCAAUGGAUGAAAACUAUUUCAUCAGCGGAUCAGUUGAUGGAAAAGUUCGAAUAUGGGGAGUAUCCCAGAAGCGAGUUGUUGAUUGGAUUGAUGCACAUGAUGUAAUAUCUGCUAUAUGUUACCAGCCUGAUGGAAAAGGGUUCGUAGUUGGUUCCAUCACAGGUGCUUGCCGCUUCUAUGAAACCUCAGGAAGUGAUCUUCAGCUUGAAGCAGAAAUACAUGUUCGAGGCAGGAAGAAAACAGCAGGCAACAGAAUAACUGGCAUACAGUUUUCCCAGGACAAAUCUCAAAGAGUUUUGAUAUCUUCUGAAGAUUCGAAACUUCGUAUAUUUGAUGGGGCUGACAUCGUUCAUAAAUAUAAGGGUCUGCCGAAGUCCGGGAGUCAAAUGUCGGCUUCAUUUACCUCAACUGGGAGACAUAUCAUCUCGGUGGGAGAGGAUUGUCGUGUUUACGUGUGGGAUUAUGAUACCCCGUUAUCUAAACACAAAAAGUCCGUGAGAUCCUGCGAACAUUUCUUCUCUCAAGGUGUAUCUGUUGCUGUUCCUUGGUCAGGAAUGAGAACAGAAUUAAAAGACAUGGACAGUGGUAGGUUUAAAUCAGAGGAAGGCGGUUCUCGGAGGAGAGAUUCGGAACGUUUCUCUCUUGGAAAUUGGUUAUUUGCCGAUGGUCCUUGCAGAGGGAGCUCUGCAACAUGGCCUGAAGAGAAACUUCCUCUCUGGGACAUACCAAUUGCAGAAGAGGAAUGCCAACAGCCGCAGUAUGAAAACACAACGAAUGCUCUAUCGGAUGCAUGGGGACUCGUGAUUGUUACAGCAGGGCGAGAUGGACGUAUCAGGACUUUCCAUAACUACGGAUUGCCCGUCAGGCUUUAGUGUUGAUUUGAAAUUAACCAAAACAAAAUAUUCAAGCUGCCUAUAUAAUGAAGGAGAUCUGACAUGUUAUCAUUGUAGAAUGAUCAUAUAUCCGGGAUUGGGUCGUCGGCGGCUAGCUUAGUGUUCGAAUGUAAUUAGGUUUGCCAGAUAAUAUACUAAAAGAAUAUGUUGUAGGAGUUAGUCUCUUGACAUGCUUUGUAAGUUGGUAUAUUUUUUUGACUUCUUUCCAUGUCAUUAGACUUGUGAAGUAAUACUUGAUUUGUGAAUAAUAAUAGACUUGAUAUAGCACCCUAUUGACAACUUGUA
Messenger RNA from Mercurialis annua (annual mercury), 3691 nucleotides. RefSeq lists its product as uncharacterized. The transcript has 7 exons. Gene Ontology annotation, molecular function: protein binding. The record is from RefSeq and is a predicted model, not a curated record. Lineage: Eukaryota; Viridiplantae; Streptophyta; Magnoliopsida; Malpighiales; Euphorbiaceae. Bases 1520 to 3385 code for a protein of 621 amino acids.